AUGGCUGCUCACAGGGUGCUGCACGCGCUAGUGCGGCGUGCAGCGAGGUAUGAACGACCGUUCAACAGUCAAGACUCACUUUUGAUCAUUAAGGCGUUACAGGCCCUGCGAUAUCGCAGCGACGAGGUGAGGGGUGUGUGUGAAAAGUGUGCCUUUGCCAUUGCAUCUUCCCGCAUUACGGUUCCGGUUGAGCGUGUCAUCGAGGCUCUGAGUAGCCUUUUAUCGCUUCAAGCAGCCCCGCUUCCCAUCGUGCAUGAAAAACUUGCGGAACGGCUCUCUGAAGUCACCACACAAACGGUUUCUUCACGUUCCAUCCAGAAGGCGGCUGUUGUUGUUAUGAGGCUUGGAAAGCGGUACGGAAAGCGUGCAAUAGCUGAUCACCUCUUCGACGUCCUGACACAUGAGGCGAUAUCGCACCCAAACGACGUUGCACUGCAAUUGGCAGUGAUUAGUGUGUUUAUGUACACCAGUACCGCGGCGAAGGCAGAGGCGAUGCGUUGCCAGAGAACCACAAAGGUCGGGGAAGAGGCGGAGGAUGGGCGUAUUAUUGCAGUCCUAGACGCAGCCACACGUCUUGUGGAUGCCCGUGUGUUGAGCAGUCUGCGUGGGAACAAUGUGCUGCAGGCAGUUCACAUGUUCUCUGUCCUUUCAUUGCGGCCCUCAACGGGUGGGUCAAGCAACGGCAUAGCACAAGUGGGCUUCAAUGGGGGUAGUAGCUCUGGUGUUAAUAGCCACAGUCACGGCACAACGCUGAGGUGGGCCCGUGUCGAGAAUGCCUUUCAUGAGGAGUUGCAGCUCUCCACUGUUGUUCCGGGUGGUUACGCACAGUUUUUGUUUGAUUUCAUUUCGACCUUUCGCACCGACGACAACGCUGGCGUUGCGAUGAAGCUGGCGCUGUUGAACGUCGUCUGCCAAGAGAACUUCUACAAGGCGUUGAACUGCUAUGAUGUGGCGAAAAUCGCCAUGGCAGUGAGUCAUGGCCUUCCAAGUCAGCGUUCCUACGCAGGGCAACAGGGGCUGCGGGGUGGGGUGGGGACGCCAGAGGCAAAGGAAGACGGAGGCGGAUCAGGGAGGGAUGGCCACCACGAGACACUGGAGGACCGCACGCUGCUGCAGGUCGUUGCGAGUCUCGUGCGGCAAUUACAGUUCUUUGACGACGUCGCAGGUUGGUCGCGCCCUGGGGGCGGACGUGUGGAACAAGUGGUUGUUGGCGCUGUGUGGAGGGUCACACAGAAACUUGUUUGCAACAUGCGUCUGGAGACGGAGGAGGUUCGGACAACUGUAGCGCAGCUUGUAAAGCUCACGCAAGGCAUUGCCACAAAGCUGCCUGAUGUAUGGCCGUGGGUGUUGUACUCCAUGAGCGUGUGCGCCCGCACGGCGGUGUACACGGAAGGCUUAAAGGAUGGGAUGGAACUUCUUAUACAGGAGUCGUUUCUUGCACACAGCCCGGAAGAGUUACCGCUUCGAUCUUGUGUUCAGGCGUUAUACGCGGUUUCCAUCCUCAUGGUGCCAAGCACUGAGGAGAAGAGACUACUGCGACGAAGUUCACAGGCGGCUGUGGAUGUUCGGGAACGCGUUCGUGCACGUAGCGCAGGAUGGACCCACGAGCACCGUUUUGUUACGGAUAUGCUGCGGCGUCUAUGUCGGUUCCGAUUUAUGGACUACUCGGGCGAUGAUUUUCCCAUGCUUUUGCAGGCUCUCACUACUCUGCUGGAGGUGACGACGGCACAGCACGCACAAGUUCCCUCUGCUGUCCAGCAGCUGGUGGAGAGGGUGUUAUGUUACAUGCAGGGCAACCGCAACUUGGAGUGGUGUCGCGUGCAUGGUGUGGGUAUUACAUGCACAUUGAUUUCCAUGGCGGAAUACCUUCCGGAAGACUGCAAACAAUUAAAAGAUGUGACGAAACAUUUUUUUCUCAAACUGCAGUCUAAAGAAAUGAUAGAUUUGGGCGUGCUGCGUCGUUGGAUGGAGCAGUUGUCGCAGCAAAAGCGCCGCGGGCCCACUUCAAAGUGGUUGUGUGAAGAGGUUCUGAUGUUGCUGGCGUUGCAGAUGCGGCGCAUCUGUACAGAACGGAAGGAACCUUUUUAUUUUUUACUAAACGCUUUGGAAUGUGCCCAUGAAAUUGGUGGUUCCAUUGCGUAUAUGCAUUCAUCUGAGGAGGCUUCCAACAUCCGGCAUGUGACGAUAAUUUUUGAUUUAGCGUUGUUUCUGCAGGAUGGAAGUCUGACGUCCGUGGAUGCGGCACAUGUUCUGCGCAUUAUGAGUUACGAGGUGCGUGACAGCGGCCAGGUGCGGGUCUCUGCUGCGCACAUUGUCCAGCUACGUUGUAUUGCAUGCGGCGAUCGGACGGUUGCCAGCAUGCGCGUGGAAACUUUACUCCACUUGUUGCGUGCAAAUGCCACUUUGCCAGCGUCAAGGGCGCUCUUUGAUACAGUGACCCUGGAAUACAUCAUGAGUGUGGUUUGCUAUCACAUGACGGAACACCGACAGGCCCUAAUACAGCGAGGAGAUGCAAGUAAGAUUGUGCAUGCCCUUUUGUUCUCCCAGCUGUUGCUACGCUUGAAGUGUUCAUUUAGGCGUUACAAUGGCCUUGUAGAGGCCAUAAAUGAUGUCUUGGAUACUCUGGAAUCCACUGGAGUGGAGAGGCCAGAGACGUUGUUUCAGCUGCGACUUUUGUGUGGUAACUGA
Molecule: messenger RNA, 2688 nt
Organism: Trypanosoma rangeli
Lineage: Eukaryota; Euglenozoa; Kinetoplastea; Trypanosomatida; Trypanosomatidae
Exons: 1
Coding region: 1-2688 (895 amino acids)
Source: RefSeq, a predicted model, not a curated record